GGGAUGGGGGAGCCGCCGCAGCCCGCCGUGAUUACCCCGGCCAUGCUGGAGGAGGAAGAGCAGCUGGAGGCCGCCGGGCUGGAGAGGGAGCGCAAGAUGCUGGAGAAGGCUCGCAUGUCUUGGGAUAGAGAGUCAACAGAAAUUCGGUAUCGUAGACUUCAACAUUUGCUUGAAAAAAGCAAUAUCUACUCCAAAUUUUUAUUGACUAAAAUGGAACAGCAGCAAUUAGAGGAACAGAAGAAGAAAGAAAAAUUGGAGAGAAAAAAGGAAUCUUUAAAAGUUACAAAGGGUAAAAAUUUGGUUGGUGCAAGUGAAGGAAGUCCAGUUACGAAAAAGAAAAGAGGAAGAGAAGAUGAAUCAUACAGUAUUUCAGAGGUCAUAUCAAAAGAGGAAAUUUUGUCUGUGGCUAAAAAAAAUAAAACGAUGAAUGAGGAUGAAGACAACUCUUCUAAUAAUCUCUCUGUAGAAGAUAUCCAGAAAAAUAAAGAUUCAAAUAGUAUAAUUAAAGAUAGAUUGUCUCAAACUGUUAGACAGAAUACUAAAUUCUUUUUUGACCCAGUUCGGAAAUGUAAUGGACAGCCAAUUCCUUUUCAACAACCAAAGUACUUCACAGGAGGAGUGAUGCGGUGGUACCAAGUAGAAGGCAUGGAAUGGCUUAGGAUGCUUUGGGAAAAUGGAAUUAAUGGCAUUUUAGCAGAUGAAAUGGGCUUGGGAAAGACAGUUCAGUGCAUUGCUACAAUUGCGUUGAUGAUUCAGAGAGGAGUACCUGGACCUUUUCUUGUCUGUGGCCCUCUGUCUACACUUCCGAACUGGAUGGCUGAGUUUGAAAGAUUUACACCAGAAAUUCCUACUAUGUUGUAUCAUGGAACCCAGGAGGAACGUCGGAAAUUGGUAAGAAAUAUUCACAAACGAACAGGGACGCUGCAGAUUCAUCCUGUGGUAAUCACUUCAUUUGAAAUAGCCAUGAGAGACCGAAAUGCAUUACAGCAUUGCUAUUGGAAAUACUUAAUAGUUGAUGAAGGACACAGGAUUAAGAAUAUGAAGUGCCGUCUUAUCAGGGAGUUAAAACGAUUCAAUGCUGAUAACAAACUUCUUUUGACUGGUACUCCUUUGCAAAACAAUUUAUCAGAACUUUGGUCAUUGCUAAACUUUUUGUUACCAGAUGUAUUUGAUGACUUGAAAAGCUUUGAGUCAUGGUUUGACAUCACUAGUCUUUCUGAAACUGCUGAAGAUAUUAUUGCUAAAGAAAGAGAGCAGAAUGUAUUGCAUAUGCUGCACCAGAUUCUAACCCCUUUCUUAUUAAGAAGAUUAAAAUCUGAUGUAGCUCUUGAAGUUCCUCCUAAACGAGAAGUAGUUGUUUAUGCACCGCUUUCAAAGAAACAAGAGAUCUUUUAUACAGCCAUUGUGAACCGUACAAUUGCAAACAUGUUUGGAGCCAGUGAGCAAGAAACAGUUGAUGUAACUCCUACUGGACGGCCAAAACGGCGAACUAGGAAGUCAAUAAAUUAUAGCAAAAUAGAUGAUUUCCCUAAUGAAUUAGAAAAAUUGAUCAGUCAGAUACAGCCAGAGGUGAAACGAGAAAGAACUGUUGUCGAAGUGAAUGUCCCUAUAGAAUCUGAAGUUAAUCUGAAACUGCAGAAUAUAAUGAUGCUACUUCGUAAAUGCUGUAAUCAUCCAUAUUUGAUUGAGUAUCCUAUAGACCCUGUUACACAAGAAUUUAAGAUCAAUGAAGAGUUGAUAACAACUUCCGGGAAAUUCUUAAUUUUGGAUCGAAUGUUGCCGGAACUUAAAAAAAGAGGUCACAAGGUGCUGCUUUUUUCACAAAUGACGAGGAUGCUGGACAUUUUGAUGGAUUUCUGCCAUCUUAGAAAUUUCAACUUUAGCAGACUUGAUGGGUCCAUGUCUUACUCAGAGAGAGAAAAAAAUAUGCACAACUUUAACACAGAUCCAGAUGUGUUUAUCUUCUUAGUGAGUACACGAGCUGGGGGCCUGGGCAUUAAUUUGACUGCAGCAGAUACAGUUAUAAUUUAUGACAGUGAUUGGAAUCCCCAGUCUGAUCUUCAGGCCCAGGAUAGAUGUCAUAGAAUUGGUCAGACAAAGCCCGUUGUUGUGUAUCGCCUUGUUACAGCAAAUACUAUCGAUCAGAAAAUUGUGGAAAGAGCAGCUGCUAAAAGAAAACUGGAAAAGUUGAUCAUCCACAAAAAUCAUUUCAAAGGUGGUCAGUCUGGAUUAAAUCAAUCUAAGAACUUUUUAGAUCCUAAGGAAUUGAUGGAAUUAUUAAAAUCUAGAGAUUAUGAAAGGGAAGUAAAAGGAUCAAGAGAGAAGGUCAUUAGUGAUAAGGAUCUAGAGUUGUUGUUAGAUCGAAGUGAUCUCAUUGAUCAAAUGAAUGCCUCGGGACCAGUUAAAGAGAAGAUGGGGCUAUUCAAGAUACUAGAGAACACUGAAGAUUCCAAUCCUGAAUGCUUGUUUUAAGUUGAAGCUAAAGAAUGGCUUUUUAACGUUCCUGUUUACAUCUAGUGAUUUACCUGUAUUGCUUUUGAAAGCCAGAUUAUCUACUUUACUUUUUGAUGAUAUCAGUUGACAUAAUAUAUCUUGUACCAUUGCACAUUUAAUAGAUGGGAAUGUUCUGCGGCCUUAUUAAGAACAAGUAUUUGUGUCCAUAUUAAGUUUAGAUUUUCAGUUAACUUGUGAGACUGAAUAGUACUCUUGGGUACAGGCUGAUGUGUGCUUUACUGCUUCUAGAUUUAUAGUCUUCCUGUGGAAGUUUAGCAAAUGCCUUUGUUCCCUCUUUUAGUAAUACGGUUCAUGGGUUUUUGGUAUUUCCGUUAACGGAGUAGGGCUUGAAAGGGGGAGAUUGGAAUUAUGCUUUCUAUUGUUUUUAACUAAGAAAUUGUCUUAUUUUAGAGUCUAUUUCUAUGAGGUAGUUUACCAAAUGUUCAUUAUAAGAUGA
Messenger RNA from Carlito syrichta (Philippine tarsier), 2950 nucleotides. RefSeq names its product helicase, lymphoid specific (gene HELLS). The record is from RefSeq and is a predicted model, not a curated record. Gene Ontology annotation, biological process: DNA methylation-dependent constitutive heterochromatin formation; pericentric heterochromatin formation; lymphocyte proliferation. Gene Ontology annotation, molecular function: chromatin binding; ATP binding; ATP-dependent chromatin remodeler activity. The transcript has 21 exons. Lineage: Eukaryota; Metazoa; Chordata; Mammalia; Primates; Tarsiidae. Bases 4 to 2472 code for a protein of 822 amino acids. Gene Ontology annotation, cellular component: pericentric heterochromatin; nucleus.